Chara braunii is the source of this 6887-nucleotide messenger RNA. The record is from the annotation of a GenBank genome assembly. NCBI's taxonomy places the organism in Eukaryota, Viridiplantae, Streptophyta, Charophyceae, Charales, Characeae.
UGAUUGAUGGGUUGAUUGAUUGACUAAUUAGUCGAUCUAGAUGGAUUAAUUAGUUGAUCGAUUGAGUGAUUAGGCUGGCGGGCAGAAAUGUAUCUCUAUCAUUUGACUCUGCAGCGAACUACUGGCAUUACCGCCGCCAUUUACGGCAAUUUCAGUGGGACGAAGGCGCAGGAAAUUGUGAUCUCCAGGGGGAAGAUUCUUGAGCUGAUCAGGCCAGAUGAUAACGGCAAGCUGCAGACUGUGCUCUCCAUCGAGAUCUUCGGAGUGAUUCGCUCUCUAGUCCAGUUCCGUUUGACAGGUUCGCAGAAGGACUACGUGGUUGUCGGAUCAGAUUCAGGACGGAUUGUCAUCCUAGAGUACAAUAAGGAGAAAAAUGUGUUCGAUAAGGUUCAUCAGGAAACCUUUGGCAAAUCAGGCUGCAGAAGGAUCGUCCCGGGUCAGUACCUGGCGGUGGAUCCGAAGGGACGUGCUGUCAUGAUUGGAGCUUGUGAGAAGCAGAAGCUUGUGUACGUGCUCAAUCGUGACAAUGCAGCUCGACUGACAAUUUCCUCUCCUCUUGAGGCAAGCGACUUCCCUUCCUGCCCGCCGAAAAUGUCUGACCAUGGGGCUCAGCAGCAGCUACAGGUGGAAGUUGUAAUGAAGGUGGAAGGUCAACAACCUUCAACCUCCACUCCUCCUUCUCCACCUCUGACUGCUACUCAGCAGGAAAAGGAGCUGCAAGAACAACUGCGGCGUCAACAGGAACGGCUUGCAGAGUUGGAACGUCAGGAGGCAGCUGAGCUAGAAGCUGCAAUUGAUUAUUCCAGAAGGGAAUAUCUGUUGCAGCAGCUAGACAAGGUGCUCUCAGAUGAGCGCUGUGCACAGGUGACUAAGCACCUGGCAAAGAUGAUCAUCCUGGAGCACAAGAUCACCAACUCUCACUUCACGAACUGGGAUGACCGUUUUGAUCGCUUGGAGCGAGAUCAAAGAGGUCCCAAGAUCCCUGCUCCCAACAAGUUCAGGGGUGAUGACCCCAAGACCGUUGUUGGGGACUGGGCUGCUGGGACCAAAGCCUACUUGAGGGGCUUUGUCUGUGCAAAACAGACCAAGGUGGCCACUGUUCUAGGACUGCUGGAGGGACCUGCAUUGAAGUGGGCCACCUCCACUUCCAGCAGUCUGCAACAGUCCAUGGAGGACUGGGCUUUUGGGCUUGGGGUGGACAAACUUUUGCAGGCCCUGGAGGACCGUUUUGCAGACAAGGAGCGGGCCCGCAAGGCUGCUGACAGGAUUGCUCGCCUGGGACAGCAGCGGUACAGCGGCACCCUACAGGCCUUGUUUGCAGAAUUUGAGCAGCUUACCUCCACCUCUGGGUUGGUCAUGUCCACUGAUGAUCUAUUGACCAACUUCUGCAGGGCAGCACCUGAGAAGUUUGCUGUUGCCUUGUACAACGCUGGGCACAAGGACUGGAGGUCCUUUGGCCGCGCAGCCCUGGACAUGGAGGCAAAGCUUCAUGUUCAGGCCCCAUCCUCUGACAGGAGGAAAGGUGCCUUCCCUAGAGGUGGCAGAAAGGGAAAGGCAGCCUUCACUCAUACGGGGUCUGCAUCAGGAUCAGAUUCAGAUUCCCAAGCUGAUGCACCUUCAGCUGAGACUGGAUCUGCUGCUGAGACAGAUGUUGCAGCAGCCCUGACUCAGGCUGUUUUGGGGGUUCUGCAGCAGCAGAAGUUUUCCUCGACCGCAGCCUCAACCAAUGCUCCCCCUGUUUCUUGUCCUCCUGAGAUACAGCAGGUGGUAGAUCAAUAUGCUGAUCUGAUGCAGGAGCCCUUUGGGUUACCCAACCGGCCAACCAAGCAUCACAUCGAGCUGCUGCCUGGAGCGGUCCCUCCCAAGGGCCGCAUCUACAGGAUGUCCCCUGUUGAGCUUGAGGAGCUCAGAGAGCAGCUUGAGACCCUGACCAGCAAGGGCUGUAUCAGACCCAGCACAUCUGAAUUCGGUGCACCUGUUCUUUUUGUACGCAAAGGGAAUGGCGAGUUUAGGAUGUGUAUUGACUACCGGGGUCUCAAUAAGAUCACUAGGAAGAGUACAGAGCCACUUCCUAGGAUCGACGACCUCCUGGACAUGGUGCAGGGCUGCACAGUGUUUAGCAAAGUCGAUCUCAAAUCUGGCUACCACCAGAUUGAGAUGACAGAGGAGGAUGUCUAUAAGACAACCUUCAAGACCAGGUAUGAGACUUAUGAGUUCCUGGUCAUGCCAUUUGGACUUUGCAAUGCCCCAAGUACCUUCCAGACCGAGAUGCACCGCAUCUUCAGGCCUUACCUGGACAAGUUUAUGGUUGUCUACCUGUAUGAUAUCCUGGUAUUCAACAAAACUGCCAAGGAACAUGUGGAGCACUUGGCUUUGGUCCUUCAGUCGUUACGUGACAACCAGUAUAAGAUCAACAAAAAGAAGUCCUCCUUUGGAAUUCCCUCUGUCAUCUACCUGGGGCACGUAAUCUCUGGAGAUGGCCUGGCUCCUGAAGCAGCUAAGAUUGUUGCUAUUCAGGAGUGGCCUCAGUCACAGAUAGUGAGGGAUGUCAGGUCCUUCAUGGUUCUUCAGCAGGAUGAUGGGAAUGGUCUACGACCUGUAGAGUUUACGAGUAAGAAGAUCAAGACUCAAAAACUCUUGGACUCUACCUACGAGAAAGAGCUAUAUGCUCUUGUCUGUGCCUUGAAACAUUGGAAGCACUUUCUCCUGGGAAGACACUUCAAGAUCUUUUCAGAUCACUCCACCUUACAGUGGAUGAAGUCCCAGGGAGAGUUGAAUGACAAGUUGGCACGGUACAUUCAGUUCAUUGACAUGUUUGACUUGGAACUGAAGCAUAAGAAGGGCUGCUACAACAAGGUAGCAGAUGCCCUCUCUCGUAGGCCUGACUCUUUUGCGUUGAUCUCCUCUACUCACUCCUUUGGAGAGGAGACCCGUCAAACCAUUGCUCGUCUACUGCCUCAGGAUGAGACUUUCAGACCCAUCGUCAGGAAUCUGCAAGCAGAUCCUAACUCUGAACCAGGCUAUGCUUUUAGUUCAGACCUGCUGUAUACGUACAGUAGAGCAAUCGAACUUGAUUACUCUGAGGCUGAUCAGGAUUCUUCUGGCCAAGCGGCUGCGGAAGCCCAGAAGCAUCUAACGUUCUAUGAGCUGGAUCUUGGUCUCAAUCACGUUGUUCGCAAGUGGACGGAGCCUGUGGACAAUGGAGCAAACAUGCUUGUCACUGUUCCUGGAGGAGGAGAUGGUCCCAGCGGGGUGCUUGUCUGUGCUGAGAACUUUGUCAUAUACAAGAAUCAGGGGCAUGCAGAUGUACGCGCUGUUAUCCCACGUCGUGCAGACUUGCCGGCCGAGAGGGGAGUUCUCGUGGUUUGUGCAGCGAUGCACAAACAGAAGGGUCUUUUCUUCUUCCUUUUGCAGACGGAGUACGGUGAUAUCUUCAAGGUCACUUUGGACUAUGACAAAGAUGACACCGUAACAGAACUGAAGAUCAAGUACUUUGAUACGCUUCCAGUCUGUUCAGCGAUGUGUGUGCUCAAGACUGGUUUCCUGUUUGCAGCCUCUGAGUUUGGGAACCAUGCACUGUACCAGUUCCAGGGAAUUGGAGAUGAGCCUGAUGUAGAAUCUUCAUCGGCAACAUUGAUGGAGACCGAAGAGGGGUUCCAGCCCGUUUUCUUCCAGCCGCGAAGGCUGAAAAAUCUGAUUAAAUAUGAGGAGGUUGAAUCUUUGAUGCCAAUAAUGGACAUGAAGGUGACCAAUCUAUUUGACGAGGAGACACCACAGAUCUUCACACUGUGUGGGAGAGGGCCCAGGUCAACCUUUCGAAUUCUUCGGCCCGGCCUGGCGGUUACCGACAUGGCUGCAUCUCAGAAACUCCCAGGUCUUCCGAAUGCUGUCUGGACGGUAAAGAGGAAUGUAAACGACGAGUUUGACUCUUACAUUGUGGUGUCCUUCGCCAAUGCAACACUGGUGCUAUCCAUUGGAGAGACCGUAGAAGAAGUCAGCGACAGUGGAUUUUUGGGUACGACACCAUCGCUGGGGGUGUCAUUGAUUGGAGAAGACUCUCUGAUGCAGGUGCACCCUCAUGGUAUUAGGCACAUACGAGCGGAUGGACGUAUUAACGAGUGGCAGACACCUGGAAAGAAAACAAUUAUGAAGGUUGGAAGCAAUAGGCAGCAGGUGGUAAUUGCCUUAAGCGGUGGAGAGUUGACGUAUUUUGAGAUGGACAUCACGGGGCAAUUGACAGAAGUCGAAGGGCGAGACAUUUCGGGUGAUGUUGCGUGUCUUGAUAUUGCGCCGGUGCCGGAGGGACGACAACGGUCACGCUUUCUUGCUGUGGGCUCCUAUGACAGUACCAUCAGGAUUUUAUCACUGGAUCCGAAUGAUUGCCUCCAGGUGUUGUCCCUUCAAGCUGUGCCAUCCCCACCAGAGUCAUUGCUUCUGCUCGAGGUUGCACCCUCGGGAAGUGGAGGUGAUGAUGUAGGAGAAGGAGAUCACAGGGGUGGGUUGUUUCUGAAUGCUGGACUGCAAAAUGGAAUCCUUCUCAGGACGGAGGUUGACAGUGUGACUGGCCAGCUGUCAGAUACGAGAACACGAUUCCUUGGGCUCCGUGCGCCAAAGCUCUUCGCAAUGUCUGUGCGCGGCCGAAGGGCAAUGCUGUGCCUGUCAAGCCGACCCUGGCUCGGUUACAUCCAUCAGGGACAUUUCAUGCUUACCCCGCUGUCGUACGAGAUGUUGGAAUAUGCGUCUUCGUUCUCAUCGGACCAGUGCCCGGAAGGUGUGGUUGCUGUUGCUGCGGAUGUCCUCCGUGUUUUCACGAUCGAAAGGCUAGGAGAAACGUUCAAUCAAACGGUUGUUCCCUUGAGAUACACUCCGAGGAAGUUCGUCCUGCACCCAAAGCACAAGACCAUGGUUAUUCUGGAAAGUGACUUAGGUGCCUUGUCAGCAGAAGAGCGCGCAGAGUUGAAGAAGCAAGCGGUUGAAGCGAAUGCAGGUUUGGGGCAGGGUGACGAGGAAGCGGCGCUGGCAGAUGAAGACCAGGAAAUGGUGGAACAGCAGGACGAGAGGAAUGAGGAUGAUGGCGAAGACGAAGAUGGUUCCAUGCAUGAAAAGGAAGAGAAUGGGAAAUUGAAGGAGGCCGAUGGAGAUGAAGACAAGGAGGAUGGAGAUGAGCGAGCAGAGGAAACAGAUGGUAUCGAAGAUGAAGGCGAUGAAGAAGAGGAGGAGGGGGAGGACGAGGAGGAGGAGGAUGAAGAUGAUGACUGGGAUGAGGAUGAAGAGGAGAGGAAGCAGAAGAAGGAGCAGCGGAGGAGAGAGCGGAAGGAGAAGAGAGCAAGGGAGAGGAAAGAGAGGAGGGAGAUGGAAAGGAAGGCGAGAAAGGUGGCUGAGAAGGAGGAGGAUGAGAAGGAGGGGGCUGAGAAGGAGGCUGAGAAAGAGGCAGAGAAGGAGGCGGAGAAGGAGGAGAAGAGAAAGUUAGCAGACACAGAGAAGGGACAAGGUUCUGAGGAUGAUGAAGACAAGGAGGAGGAGGAGGAGAAGGCGACAUCGGAGGAUGGGGAGACGAGGGAGAAGACGGAAGAGAGAGAAAUCGAGGAGAAACAUGAAAUGCCCGGAACAGCGAAGGAGCAGCAGGAAGAUGAGGAUGCGGAAGGGAAGGGCGAGGAGGACGACGACGAGGAAAAGGAGGACCCUUUGCCAGAUGAGCAGUUUGGCUACCCAAAAGCGGAGUCCGGGAAGUGGGUUUCCUGUAUUCGUGUGCUCGAGCCUAGUUCGGGGGAAACGACCUGCUUGCUCGAGCUGGUUGAUAAUGAGGCUUGCUUCAGUGCUGCUCUCGUCAAUUUCGCAACCAGUCCUGAGUCCGGCCCAUUGCUCGUCGUCGGAACAGCCAAAAGACUGGAAUGGUUCCCCAAACGCAAAUGUGAAGGCGGGUUCAUUCAUGUGUACAAGUUCACGAAAGCUGGGAAAAACUUAGAGCUCCUGCAUAAGACACAGGUGGAGGGUGUCCCAACUGCACUGUGCCCUUUCCAAGGACGCCUCCUCGUGGGCAUUGGCUCGAUCCUUCGUGUAUACGACCUUGGAAAGAAAAAACUGCUCAGAAAGUGCGAGAACAAAAACUUCCCCAACACAGUCAUGUCUAUACACACAUACGGUGACCGAAUUUAUGUCGGCGAUAUGCAAGAGUCCUUCCAUUAUGUAAAAUACCGGCGCGAGGAGAACCAGCUCUAUAUAUUUGCUGAUGACGUCUGUCCAAGAUGGCUGACAGCAACGCUGCAUAUGGAUUUCGACACCUGCGCGGGUGCAGACAAAUUUGGGAACAUAUAUUUUGUUAGGCUCCCGCAAGAGAUAUCAGAAGAGAUUGAAGAUGACCCCACAGGUGGUAGGGUCAAAUGGGAGCAAGGGAAGCUGAAUGGCGCACCGAACAAGGUUGAAGCGAUCAUCCAGAUUCAUGUGGGCGAGGUUGUAACUUGCAUGCAGAGGGCUUCACUGAUACCAGGGGGAAGUGAGAGCUUACUGUAUGGAACAGUCAUGGGUGCCGUCGGUGCGUUGUUGCCAUUCGCAUCUCGAGAAGAUGUCGAUUUCUUCUCUCAUCUGGAGAUGCAUCUUCGCCAGGAAAAUCCUCCUCUUUGCGGGCGAGAUCAUAUGGCGUACCGAUCAGCAUACUUCCCUGUAAAGGAUGUUGUGGACGGAGACUUAUGCGAGCAGUACCCGAUGCUGAGCAUGGACGUUCAGCGGAAAAUCGCCGAUGAGUUGGAUAGGUCUCCGGGGGAAAUUGUGAAGAAACUGGAGGACAUAAGGAACAGAAUUAUCUAAAGCCUCCAUGACUGAGAAGAUUCAGGCAAUUUGUGUUUGUGUUCGUUUUUGUAAUUGAUGGUCGAUGCCGUGAUACUUGUGCU